AUGGGAAAGGAAAAAACGCAUAUCAAUAUCGUUGUUGUUGGCCAUGUGGAUUCCGGAAAAUCAACCACAACCGGUCAUUUGAUUUAUAAAUGUGGUGGAAUAGAUAAACGAACUAUUGAAAAAUUCGAAAAAGAGGCACAGGAAAUGGGAAAAGGAUCAUUCAAAUAUGCUUGGGUAUUGGAUAAAUUGAAAGCGGAACGUGAACGUGGUAUUACAAUUGAUAUUGCAUUAUGGAAGUUUGAAACACCCAAAUAUUACAUUACUAUUAUUGAUGCUCCGGGUCAUCGUGAUUUCAUUAAGAAUAUGAUCACAGGUACUUCUCAGGCUGACUGUGCACUCUUAGUGGUAGCAUGCGGCACUGGUGAAUUUGAAGCUGGUAUUUCAAAAAAUGGACAAACACGUGAGCAUGCCUUAUUAGCCCAAACAUUAGGAGUUAAGCAAAUGAUUGUCGCGUGCAAUAAAAUGGAUUCUACUGAGCCGCCAUUUUCGGAAGCACGAUUUCGUGAAGUUACCACGGAAGUUUCAAAUUACAUCAAGAAAAUUGGUUAUAAUCCUAAGUCGAUUGCAUUUGUACCGAUUUCAGGUUUCAAUGGUGAUAAUAUGCUUGAACCAUCCACAAAUAUGCCAUGGUUCAAGGGAUGGUCUGUUGAACGCAAAGAUGGUACUGUGACUGGUAAAACACUUUUGGAAGCUCUCGAUUCAAUCAUUCCACCUCAGAGACCCACCGACAAGCCUCUUCGCUUACCCCUUCAGGAUGUUUAUAAAAUUGGAGGUAUUGGAACAGUACCGGUAGGACGUGUAGAGACGGGCAUUCUGAGACCAGGCAUGAUUGUAACGUUUGCACCGCAAAAUUUAACUACUGAAGUGAAAUCUGUGGAAAUGCACCAUGAAGCAUUGCAAGAAGCGUUGCCUGGUGAUAACGUAGGUUUCAAUGUUAAAAGCAUCUCUGUUAAAGACAUUCGACGAGGAUCAGUGGCAUCUGACUCAAAGAAUGAUCCGGCUAAGGAAACUAAAAUGUUCACCGCCCAGGUCAUUAUCAUAAAUCAUCCAAGUCAAAUUUCUGCCGGAUAUACUCCUGUGCUUGAUUGUCAUACCGCUCAUAUUGCUUGCAAAUUUGCAGAGCUCAAGGAGAAAGUUGAUCGAAGAUCCGGCAAAAAAGUGGAGGAUAAUCCAAAGUCACUGAAAUCUGGUGAUGCGGGCAUCAUCGAUUUGAUACCGACUAAGCCAUUAUGCGUCGAGACGUUUGCGGAGUACCCACCACUAGGACGAUUUGCUGUACGUGAUAUGAGACAGACAAUUGCUGUUGGCGUAAUAAAGAAUGUGGAGAAGUCAGAAGGUGUUGGUAAAGUUACAAAAGCUGCUCAAAAAGCAGGCGUUGGCGUAAAAAAGAAGAAAUAA
Molecule: messenger RNA, 1398 nt
Organism: Cercopithifilaria johnstoni
Lineage: Eukaryota; Metazoa; Nematoda; Chromadorea; Rhabditida; Onchocercidae
Source: the annotation of a GenBank genome assembly